Messenger RNA from Pantherophis guttatus, 3450 nucleotides. RefSeq names its product ATP binding cassette subfamily B member 6 (LAN blood group) (gene ABCB6). Gene Ontology annotation, biological process: transmembrane transport; heme transport. The record is from RefSeq and is a predicted model, not a curated record. Gene Ontology annotation, molecular function: ABC-type heme transporter activity; ATP hydrolysis activity; ATP binding. Gene Ontology annotation, cellular component: vacuolar membrane. Lineage: Eukaryota; Metazoa; Chordata; Lepidosauria; Squamata; Colubridae.
GGGUUUUAGGCCCGGAGGAGCCCCGCACAGCCUGCCGAGGCUUCUGCUGCGCUGCUGAGACGCGCUGCGCCGGACGGCACUCGUGCAAGCAAGUGGACGUUACCCGUUUCUCACCCAGCAGGAUGGUGGUGUUACACAGCUAUUGUGAGGGAAAUGAGUCCCUGGCACAAGCAUGGACCCAAGAGGGAUUGUCCCCCUGCUUCUACUUCACACUAGUCCCUGCAGUGCUACUCAGUGUCUGUCUCCUAUUGGGUGCUCUACAGUAUACCUGUUAUGCUCAGUUCAGCCGCACUAUGGAACCAAAGUAUAUCCCUCGCUCCCGCCUGUACUAUACCCAAAUCCUGGUCUCUCUAUUCCUCGCCCUGAUGCCCUUCUGCACUUUCUUGUGGCAAGUGGUGGGCACCCAAGAACUUUAUGGAUAUAUGGUGCUGAAUGUUUGCUUGUCAGCCAUUAGCUGGGCUGCCUCGAUUGGGCUGCUGCAUCUGGAACGCACCAGGGUGAUGGUGCAGGAUCGGAUCAGAGGCCAUGGAGCAAUCCUCCUCCUCUACUGGGCUCUGGCUUUUUCUUCUGAGAAUUUGGCCUUCAUCUCAUGGAACAGCCCACUUUGGUGGUGGGAAUUAAAAGACACUAACCAAAAGGUCCAGUUCAGCCUGUGGUUCCUGCGUUACAUCAGCACCUUCACCCUCUUCGUUUUGGGGAUCAAGGCCCCAGGGCUGCCCCGAAAACCCUACAUGCUUUUAAUCAAUGAAGAUGAGCGUGAUGUGGAAAUCAGCGAGCCCCUGCUUCCAGAUGCCAGGCAGAACACCUCCACGUGGAAGGAUAUGGGCCAGAAAAUACUCAUCCUUAUGCAAUACAUGUGGCCAAAGAAGAACUACCCACUUCAGGGCAUGGUGAUAUUCUGCCUGAUGCUUAUGGGGAUGGAGCGUGCCAUCAAUGUCUUUGUGCCCAUCUACUACAAGCAUAUCGUGGAUGACCUCACAGAGAGAGUGACGUGGCACAUAGUGCUUCAGACCAUUUGCAUCUAUGCAUUCCUGAAGUUCCUUCAGGGAGGAGGAGCAGGAACAACCGGCUUCAUUAGCAACAUGCGCACCUUUCUGUGGAUCCGCGUGCAACAGUUCACCAGCCGCGAAGUCCAGGUAGAGCUCCUCCGGCACCUGCAUAACCUGUCUCUUCGCUGGCACUUGGAGCGCAAGACUGGCGAGGUGUUACGCAGCGUUGACCGAGGCACUAGCAGCAUCAACAACUUACUCAGUUACAUCAUAUUCAGCAUCUUACCCACGGUGGCCGAUAUUAUAAUUGCUAUUGUGUAUUUCGCCAUUACCUUCAGCGGCUGGUUCGGCCUCAUCAUCUUCCUCUGCAUGAGCCUUUACCUCACACUGACUAUAAUACUGACUGAAUGGCGAACAAAGUACCGCCGCGACAUGAAUCUUCGUGACAAUGAUGCCAAAUCUCGAGCUGUUGACUCACUUCUCAACUUUGAGACGGUGAAGUAUUACAAUGCAGAGGACUAUGAGGCUAGACGCUUCAAUGACGCCAUUGUCAAGUAUCAGGUUUCAGAAUGGAAAGUGAAUGCCUCUCUGGCCCUGUUAAAUCAGACACAGAAUCUGGUGAUUGGUCUGGGGCUGCUGGCUGGAUCCCUCCUAUGUGCUUCUUAUGUGAUUAAGAAGAAGCUCUAUGUAGGCGAUUAUGUUCUCUUUGGCACAUACAUUAUUCAGCUGUAUACCCCACUGAAUUGGUUUGGCACAUAUUACAGAAUGAUCCAGUCCUCAUUUGUUGACAUGGAGAAUAUGUUUGAGCUCUUCAGUGAGGAACAGGAGGUGAAGGAUGAACCAGGUGCUGGAGAUCUUCGAUUCCUGUCAGGACGUGUGGAAUUCGAAAACGUCCAUUUUGGCUACACAGAAGGGAAGGAAAUUUUACAUGACGUUUCCUUUACCGCAAUGCCUGGACAAACUAUAGCACUGGUGGGACCUUCUGGGUCAGGAAAGAGUACCAUUGUCCGCCUGCUGUUCCGCUUUUAUGAUGUGUGGGGAGGCUGCAUACGAAUAGAUGGGCAGGAUAUCUCUAAGGCAAAGCAGGUCUCUGUGCGUUCCCAUAUUGGGGUAGUGCCUCAGGACACCGUCCUCUUCAAUGAUACCAUUUGCAACAACAUCCGAUAUGGCCGUAUUGAUGCUACCAAUGAAGAAGUUAUGGAGGCUGCCAUGACUGCUAAUAUCCAUGAUCGCAUCCUCACAUUUCCUGAUGGUUACGAGACGCAGGUUGGUGAGCGAGGCCUGAAGCUGAGUGGUGGGGAAAAGCAACGAGUUGCUAUUGCCCGCACCAUCUUGAAGAACCCUGACAUCCUCUUGUUUGAUGAGGCAACAUCAGCACUGGACACUAAGACGGAAAGAAAAAUCCAGUCAUCGCUGGCUAAAGUAUGCGCCAAUCGCACCACUAUUAUUGUGGCUCACAGGUUAUCAACCAUAGUUAAGGCUGAUCAAAUUCUUGUUAUCCGGAAUGGCCAUGUGAUAGAGCGUGGAAGGCACGAGCAGCUGCUAAAGAAAGGGGGCCUCUACUCUGACAUGUGGGCUCACCAAGGGAGUGAGAUGCCUAGUGGCUCAGACAUCGACAGCAAGGUCAGCCUAUCGAAAGCUGGGCCUGAGGAAUUAGAAGCAGGUAGUGUGGAGGCUGAACCUGAAACUCAGGAUGAACCCGAAACUCAGGAGGAGCCUGAAGAAAAGGAGCCUGAAGAAGAGGAGCCUGAAGAAGAGGAGCCUGAAGAAGAGGAGGAUGAAGAGGAGGAUGAAUCAGAGGAUGAAUCAUAGCCAAGCAACUGAAAAAACCAUUGAAUGUCUCCUGCACGAUGGAGCUUGAAACUAAAAAGGGGGGCUGCUACCUUACCCUGGACAUUUGUGAUGGCUUCUCACGCAAUGGGAAAGCUCUGGUCCCUAGAACAUUUAGCAGAUCCACCAAGGUGGUUAUGGAAAUCAAAUUUAGAGGAAGCAUAAACAUAGUUUAUUCUUAGCCUGCUCAUAGUGAUGGGACCACAAGUUGUCCUACAAGCAGCUGUCGGGUGCAAAAUACGUUGCUUGGUGACCCAGACUUGCUAGUAAAGGGGAGAAAUAGAGGACCAGAGUCACCUUGCCCUACCACCAUUGACACAGAUAAAUGUCUUCCUUCACAAGAUGAACUGGGUAGGUGGGGAGAGGAAAAUACUUACAGCUGUGAGUAUUGCCAGCGUUCUGUAUGGAACCAGAGGAAUCCUCAGGGAAAGGAGGCGCAUUUUCAUAAGUUCUGAUUUUGAAAUGUCUUGUUUGAUUUUCAUAAACUGUUUUCAGAUCAAUUUGCAGAUCGCAUUUGUUUCAGUCUCGCUGGUUAAAAAGAAAGGACUAAGUAGUAACUGACUGAAAAUCCUUUUCAACUAUUGUGUUGGUGAGAGGAGGAAGAUUCAUAAAGUGCUGGUCUUACUAAUAA